This is a messenger RNA of Pungitius pungitius (ninespine stickleback), 4545 nucleotides long. RefSeq names its product MARVEL domain containing 2a (gene marveld2a). Gene Ontology annotation, biological process: bicellular tight junction assembly. Gene Ontology annotation, cellular component: cytoplasmic vesicle; apical plasma membrane; bicellular tight junction. Lineage: Eukaryota; Metazoa; Chordata; Actinopteri; Perciformes; Gasterosteidae. The record is from RefSeq and is a predicted model, not a curated record. The transcript is spliced from 17 exons. The coding region runs from base 804 to 4121 and encodes 1105 amino acids.
ACGGACUGCAUCUGCAUCUCAUAAUUGCAUCUAUUGGUCACUCGUAUCGAUUAGGAGUCGUUUAUAGUGUAAAAUGUGAACUUUCUGGAGUCGUAAAGUCAGUAAACGUGAGUGACGUCAGCGUAAGGGGCGAAGUUUACCGCCGUUUGUCGUAACCUAAUUUUUGACGAAAAAACACAAAGUUACCGUCCGUGUUUAGUUUAUGUCCAUCAAUAAAUCCACAAUAAUGAUUUUACACCGAGUGAAGUGACUGCGUGCACUCAAAGAGGCCUAGAAACGUGACAACAGACGUUGGCUCCGUGCCAGAGGGCUCGGUGAGCGAAACAAGCGAACCUAACCCAGUUUGUGUCAUGCCACUUAUACUAAUAUAGCUUUGUAGAUCUAACGUUAUAACGUUAUAUUGCGUCCAUAGAAAUGUCCCUUUGUAUCACAGCUGACAUGUUUGUACACCGUGUACACAAACAGUGCACACAGUGUACCAGUGUUUAGAUUAACGUUAAAUCUCUGAAUAGAUGUUAUAUUACAGCUGACUUGUGUAUGACACUGAAACACAACUUUCUCAUCACAACGCUGAACCUGAUCAUGAAGUAUUCAGAUCCUUUGCUGAGGUAAAAAGUACUAAUCCAACAUUCUCCUUGUGUGUGUUUUUAAAGUGGACCUCCCGUGUCUCCAGGUGUCUCCAGGUAUCUGUGUGUGUCUCCAGGUGUCUCCAGGUGGACCCUCUCAGGUUUGCACUCUGACCUGCAGGCCAAUGUAAGUCGUGCUGAGUGACUGCGUGUGAAAGAGGGACCAUCGCCAUCCUCAUGUCCAAUGGAGGAGACUUUUACGGACGCACUGAGCGCGCCCGCCAGUCGCCGUACUACGACCCGGUGCCGCUCGGCUCGCUGCCCCGAGCGGACUCCUACGACCUGCUGAGGGAGCGCGGAGCGUCGCCCCUCGCCCGCAGCGCCGACCCCCUCCCUCCGCCGCCCCUACCCGACCAGCCCCCCGUGGGCCCCGAUUCGGAGGACGAGGAGGACGAGGAGGACCAGCACGACGACCCGGCCCUCGACAUCAAACCGGUGCACCGCUUCAUCCCGGACUCCUGGAAGGACUUCUUCAAGGGGAGCAGCGGCGGCGGCGGCGAGCAGCCCGGUUCCGCCCCCGCCUCCUCGUGCAACAACAACAACAACAGCACCAGUGACGGGGUGCGCUGCUCGCCCCCCCGCUCCCCCUCGGCGCCCGGGUCCCACCGGGAUCCGUAUGGCGGCUCGGGAGGCAGCUACAACUCGCGCAAGGAGCUGCUGGAGCUGCAGGGGUCGCUGUCGGGGCGCACCCACCACACGGGGCUGACCUACAGCGAGCGGGUGGAGGAGUACCACCUGCGCUACGCCUUCAUGAAGUCCUGGGCCGGGCUGCUGAGGAUUCUGGGCUGCGUGGAGCUCCUGCUGGGCGCCGCCGUGUUCGCCUGCGUCUGCGCCUACGUGCACAAGGACAACGAGUGGUUCAACAUGUUCGGGUACUCGGCGCCCGGGGGCGGGUACGGGGGGGGCGGGUACGGCGGGGGCGGGUACGGCGGCGUCACGGGCGGGUCCUACUACUCGGGCCCCAUGACGCCGUUCGUGCUGGUGGUGGCGGCGCUGGCGUGGCUGGUGACGGUGAUGCUGCUGGUGCUGGGGAUGACCAUGUACUACCGCACCAUCCUGCUGGACUCCACCUGGUGGCCCCUGACGGAGUUCACCAUCAACCUGGCGCUGGCGCUGCUCUUCAUGGCGGCGGGCAUCGUCUACGUCCGGGACACCACCCGCGGGGGCCUGUGCUCCUACCCGGUCUUCAACAACGGCAUCAACGGCGCCUUCUGCCGGACGGAGGCGGGCCAGACCGCCGCCAUCAUCUUCCUGUUCGUCACCCUGGUGGUGUACCUGAUCGGAGCCGCCGUGUGCCUCAAGCUGUGGAGGCACGAGGCGGCGCGGCGCUACCGGGAGAAGCACGGCCACGAGAUGUUUCCCACCGAGCCGCGCGCUGCACAGUCCCUGCAGAUGGCCCCGCCCCCGCACCACAGGUCUCCGGUGCAGGUGGAAGGCUCCUCGGUGGUUCCCAUCAAAGCCGCUCCGAUGGCGGCUGCCCCCCCGCACGUUCUCCAGGGAGCGAUUCCAUCGGGACACAUUCCCAGACCGGUCAUCGUGCCCGACUACAUCGGGAAGUACCGGACGGUCCGGUCGGACGAGGAGCGGGACCAGUACCGCGCCGUGUUCAACGACCAGUACGCCGAGUACAAGGAGCUCCACUCGGAGGUGCAGGCCACCCUGAAGAAGUUCGAGGAGAUGGACGCCAUGAUGCGCGGCCUGCCGCAGCGCCCGGGCAGCCAGAUGGAGGUGGAUCGAAUCAACAAGAUCCUUCAGGACUACCAGAGGAAGAAGAAUGACCCGACUUUCCUGGAGAAGAGGGAGCGCUGCGAGUACCUGAAGAGCAAACUGUCCCACAUCAAACAGAAGAUCCAAGAGUACGACAAAGUGAUGGAGUGGAACGACGGCUUUGGUUUCUUCACGGGACCGAUAUCAACAGCUUCCGUAACUUGUUACCUGCCGAGUGAACCGACAGAUCGAUUCCCGGAUCAGAACCCAGAGGAUCCAGCAGUCAUGUCCUCUCGGCCCAACGGGAGUCCUCCUCCCUACGAGUCCGACCCCGGAUAUAAGGUGGCGUCCCAGCCGGCCUACUCCUACUACCCCGACGACGAGUUCCAGCACUUCUACCGCUGGUCGUCCCCGCCGGGCAUCCUGAAGAUCAUGUCCAUCAUCUCCAUCGUGAUGUGCGUGGCCAUCUUUGCCUGCGUGGCGUCCACGCUGGCGUGGGACUCCCAGGGGGCGCUGGCCGGUUUUGGUGUCGGCGGCGGCUACGGCGGCGGCGGCUACGGCGGCGGCUACGGCGGCGGCGGCAGCUACGGCAGCUUCGGCAGCGGCGGCUACGGUGGCGGCGGCGGCUACGGCGGCUACGGAGGCGGCUACGGGGGGGGGUACUACACCGACCCCCGGACAAGCAAAGGGUUCAUCAUCGCCAUGGCGGCCGUCACCUUCAUCGCCUGCCUGGUCAUCUUCAUCAUCGUGGUGUCCCACCAGCACCUGACGGAGAGCCGCAAGUUCUACCUCGCCGUGGUGAUCAUCAGCGCCAUCCUGGCGCUGAUGAUGCUGAUCGCCGCCAUCGUCUACCUGGUGGCGGUGAACCCCUCGGCGCAGGCCUCGUCGUCGGGCUACAUGGACCCGAUCGCCGGCCUGUGCGCCCAGUACCAGCAGCCGCAGGCCUCGGGGAUCCUCACCAACCAGUACCUUUACCACUACUGCGUGGUGGAGCCGCAGGAGGCCAUCGCCGUGGUGCUCGGCUUCCUGGUGGCCGCCGCGCUCAUCGUCAUGCUCGUCUUCGCGCUGAAGACCCGCAAGAAGAUCCAGGGCCACGGAAAGAGCAACAUCCUGUGGAAGAAGGUGAAGGUCAUCGGUGAAAUGGAGCCGCCCCCCGACGUGGAGGCCUGGGUGAACAACGUGGCCGUCGACCCCGAGGUGCUCCCCAUGUCCGACUACCCCGAGAAGAUGAGGAGCUCCAGGAGCCACCUGGACGACGAGAGCACCAACUACGACAAACCUCCGUACAGCUACUCGCCGCCGCUCACCGAGGAACGCCUGCCGCUGCAGAACGGCGCCCCCUACGGGGCGGGCUCCGACGUGUCCGGGAAGCCCAAGAAGAAGCGAGCCGGGCGGCCGCGCCGCGCAGAGGGCGCCGACUACGAGACCGACUACAACUCGUCAGGAGACGAGCUGGACGACGACGACUUCGACAGCGAGUUUCCUCCGAUCGCCGACGAGUCGCAGCGCAUCGAGUACAAGCGCCAGUUUGACCGCGAGCACCUGGAGUACAAGGAGCUGCAGGGGGAGCUGGACGCCCUCAACAAGGACCUGUCUGAGGCGGACCGGGUCCUGGACGAGGUGCCGGAGGGAAGCCCCCAGUACCUGGACGCUUUGGACGUGUACGACAGGAUAAAAGCCAUCAAGAAGUCUGCAGACUAUCGGGUGAAGAGGCGUCGGUGUAAAUAUCUCAAGUCCAAACUGAACCACAUCAAGAAGAUGGUCAGCGACUACGACCGCAGGGCCUGAAGCACGAUGAGGACCUUCAGAAAGAAGCUGAUCAAUAGAAAGCCAUCUGUCCAGGCUGGUCCCCGGGGACACGUGGGACACGUGUUAUCCUGUCUGUGAUAUGAAUAUCCCCCACAGUACACUGAAAUAUGUAUUUAUUUCUUAUGAAUUAGUCUUAGUGGAGUGGACACAAAUGACAUAGUCCAUGGUUUUUAAUUACUUUGUUACAAUGACAGUAAAACAUGCUCUUUUUCUUUAAUGCUCAUUUUUAAUCUUUGAGAAAACAAACUUGUAAAUAUGCGGGAAGCAGUUUUAACUAGAAAGAGGUUUUUAAUGUUUUGGCAUGUAUUUCCUCAUGGAUAGUUUAGGACUUGUUUAAUGUGAUGUACUUCUACAGUGACGUGUGAUUAACUUUUUAUUGAAAUAAAGUCUUUUAUUGAACAUU